AUGAUCAUCUCUGCACCCGAUCAAUUUGAUAUUCGCAUCGUUGACUCGUCCAUCACAGCAGCGGCACCACGGCCGCAAAGUUUGGUGUCUCUCACUGAUCCUUUGUACUACGCCUACUUGGCCGGAUUCUUUUACCUCAUCGCGUGUCGUGGAGACGAGCACGACGGGCGGGUCGAGUGGAAUCAGGGUGUUGCCCUGACAGAAGCUCCGCUUGGCCAUUGUUUUGGUGAGAUGCAAGAUCAGCAGCGUCUAGACUCGACAAGUCGCUCGGUGGAGGACCGUUGCUCAGCGCAGCCCCAGUCGGCCGAUCCCAUUUAA
Messenger RNA from Penicillium diatomitis, 318 nucleotides. RefSeq lists its product as uncharacterized. The record is from RefSeq and is a predicted model, not a curated record. The transcript has 2 exons. The coding region runs from base 1 to 318 and encodes 105 amino acids. NCBI's taxonomy places the organism in Eukaryota, Fungi, Ascomycota, Eurotiomycetes, Eurotiales, Aspergillaceae.